AUGCUCCUCGCCUUCUCUGCCCUUUCCUCCCCUACGGAUCCCCCAGUGGUAUCCUCCUUGCCGCUCCAGUACCUGCCCUCCUCUGCUUCUUGUGUGUGUCCCCCCGCAGAUGGCAUGUGUGGCUACGACAGACUCAACCCGUGUUUGGGGGGCACAUGCAUCCCCCACGGCACCAAGGACUGGACCUGCGUCUGCCUGCCCAACCACCGCUUUCAGGGCAGAUACUGUGAUCAGAAAUGGGAGGCCGUUUCGUCCAUCACAGUCGUGGGCAGCGACUGGAGGUGCAAGGACGUGUACACCGUGUAUGGCCUCACGCUGCAGCAGUUCACCGACAUGAACCCGGGUAUCGACUACUCCGCCCUCCUUCCUCAGGUUCGCGAGCUCGUGGUGAAAGAGCUGCUGCCAGCUUGCUCUGCCUUCUACUACGUCCAGCCGAAUGACACAUGCUCAUCUGUGGCUCAGUUUCUCAGCAUCACCGAGGAAAGCCUGCAGCAGCUCAACCCCGGUGUAAGCUGCUCCUCUCGCCUGCUUGCGUUCCGCUCUCUCUGUGUGGAGCGCGACACAGCCAAAGCCAAGCCGAGCUGUGAGAAUAGGAUAAAGAUUGAUCGAGUGGUGGACUUCAAGCAGGUGGCGGCAUCCAAUGGAGCCACCAUGGUGGACCUCUGCAGGCUCAACCCCUGGAUCUCCUUCCGCGAUUCCCUGCGCGACAUUGAUUAUCUUUGCGUGAGUGCUCGGUACUCUACCCCUACUCCCAGCGACACCACAGCUCCUGCCAGCAACACCACAGCUCCUUCCAGCAACACCACAGCUCCUUCCAGCAACACCACAGCUCCUGCCAGCAACACCACAGCUCCUGCCAGCAACACCAAAGCUCCUGCCAGCAACACCACAGCUCCUGCCAGCAACACCACAGCUCCUGCCAGCAACACCACAGCUCCUGCCAGCAACACCACAGCUCCUGCCAGCAACACCACAGCUCCUGCCAACACCACAGUUCCUGCCAGCAACACCACAGCUCCUUCCAGCAACACCACAGCCCCUGCCAGCAACACCACAACUCCUUCUGAGUACCCAGACGCAGAGAGUUCAAGCACCCUCGUGAUUACACCUGUGAAUGACACAUGCUCAUCUGUGGCUCAGUUUCUCAGCAUUACCAAGGAAAGCCUGCAGCAGCUCAACCCCGGUGUUAGCUGCUCCUCUCGCCUGCUUGCGUUCCGCUCUCUCUGUCUGGAGCGCGACCCAGCCAAGGCCAAGCCGAGAUGUGUGAAGAAGAUAAAGAUCGGCCGAGUGGAGGACUUCAAGCAGGUGGCGGCAUCCAAUGGAGCCACCAUGGUGGACCUCUGCAGGCUCAACCCCUGGAUCUCCUUCCGCAAUUCCAUGCGCGACACUGAUUAUGUAAGCUUGGGCACAUCUAUUGCUUCUCUAUUUUGA
Molecule: messenger RNA, 1431 nt
Organism: Closterium sp. Naga37s-1
Lineage: Eukaryota; Viridiplantae; Streptophyta; Zygnematophyceae; Desmidiales; Closteriaceae
Source: the annotation of a GenBank genome assembly